AUGAAUGCUAAGGAUAAGAAGCUUUGGUCUGAGUUUAGCAAGCGGUACUUUGAGCUUAGCCGUUUGCCCACUACGAGCACAAUGCCUGGGCGUUUUGUUGCCGAGAUUGAGGACCUGGGACGGAAGGGAAUGUUGGGGGGUUGUUCUGAUUCUGAGCAGGGACUAAGUAGCUGGAACUGCGUUGCUUCAAUAAAUAAGGUGGAAUUUGCGAAUACCAUACUUUUUCAGUCUCCUCUAGAACCUGGUCACAUCUCUGCCGUAGGUUUUCUAGCGCAUAGCAGAAGCCCCUCCAACAACCCGUUUCUAAAAUCAAACGUCAAUCCACCUCUUCUUUCGCCUCUUCUCUUCCAUUCCCGGCAAGAUGAACGAGUAAGACCCUACUCCAUUCCUGUGAGAGCUACAUUAAUACCUCGAGCAGAGCACCUGCCGUCCCCAUCAUCGUUCAGAGCGACAUGGAACUCCCACCAGGUGGAUGGGCCGAGUACGCUAUCUCUCUUCCAUGGGUUGCCGCGAGACGGCACCCACGUCCGAACCGACCUGUUCGCAAUCCUCCGUGGCCAUGGACUUUAA
Messenger RNA from Penicillium egyptiacum, 570 nucleotides. The record is from the annotation of a GenBank genome assembly. Lineage: Eukaryota; Fungi; Ascomycota; Eurotiomycetes; Eurotiales; Aspergillaceae.